CCGGUAGAACAUUAAGUACUCACACUAUAAGAGGGCGGGUUUGCAUCUACUAGCACAGCUAGUACCGUAAAAGCGCUGUACAGGUCGCAGUUGCCGGCGAGACACAACGAAGUUUACAUACGGAUAUAAGGAUAUUACACAUAUGAGAGGACCCAGUAAAGCAGAAAUCUUGGGCACUGGGGAAUGUAUAAGAACUGAGAUGAACACGUGCGAAGACUUGUCUCUGGACGGUCAGUCUCCGACAAUGAUCUUCGCCUCCAAGGGUAUCGACAUCACUCCAAACAAAGACCGGGGGGUGUGCAAGAUAGUGAAGAGACAUGGCAUUGAGGGGGAGAAGCCCAUGAUUGGAGAUAAGGUUUACGUCCAUUACACGGGCAAACUGCUCAAUGGCAAGAAAUUUGACUCUAGCCUGGACCGAAAGGAGCCUUUUGUCUUCAAUGUGGGGAAAGGUCAGGUGAUAAAAGCCUGGGACAUUGGCGUUUGUUCCAUGCAGAAAGGGGAGAUCUGCCUGUUUCUCUGUAAACCUGAAUACGCCUACGGGUCGGCAGGGAGCCCCCCGAAAAUCCCUCCCAAUUCCACACUGCUUUUCGAGGUGGAGCUGCUAAGCUUUAAAGGCGAGAAGCUUACGGAAGAUGGAGGCAUCCUGAGAAGGAUUAAGGUCAAAGGUGAAGGUUACAGUAACCCUAACGAAGGGGCAACUGUCCAUGUGCACUUGGAAGGCAGCUGCGAUGGCCGCGUGUUCCAGUCCCAGGACAUAACGUUCACUGUGGGGGAAUCAGAGGACAUGGGGGUUCCUUUAGGAGUGGACAGGGCGAUGGAGAAGAUGCAGAGAGGAGAGUGCUGCCUGCUGUAUUUAAAACCCAAAUAUGGUUUUGGAAAAGAAGGAAGACCAGAAUACAACAUUGGACCAAACGCAGAGUUGAUGUAUGAAGUGACACUCAAAGAUUUUCAAAAGGCCAAAGAAUCAUGGGAGAUGGACCUGAAGGAGAAACUGGAGCAGGCAGUGUUGGUUAAACAGAAAGGGACCCAGUAUUUUAAGGCAGGACUAUACCAGCAGGCUGUGAUUCAGUACCAGCGGAUGGUGUCGUGGUUCGAGAUGGAGUGUGGGGUUGGGAGGGAGCAGCAGCAGGCGGUCCAAACCCAACAGCUCGUCGCCCACCUAAACAUGGCCCUGUGUUUCCUGCGUCUGAGGGAGUACGCCCAGACCGUGGAGCACUGCAAUGAGGUGAUUGAGCUGGACUCAGAGAACGAGAAGGCACUGUAUCGGCGGGGGGAGGCCCGCCUCCUGCGAAACGAGUUCAGUCUGGCCAUGAGGGACUUCCAGCAGGUUCUCCAGGUUAAUCCGUCUAACAGGGCUGCACGUGCUCAGAUCAGCACCUGCCAGCGAAAGAUGCGCGAGCAUCACGAACGAGAUAAGAGGAUCUAUGCCAACAUGUUCCAGAGGUUCGCAGAGCACGAUGCCAAGGUGGGCAGGUUGAAAAGAAAGAGAGAAGACAGCAGCCCUUUGGAUCGUGACAAUAAACUUAACACAAAAAGACGGAGGAGUCAGGAGUGCUCCUAGAGUUCGCCCCCCCCGCCCGGCCAGCGGCCCAUAACCAGGCCAUUACCUGGACUUUGACCCGGGUUACCCCGGGUUUGACCGUAUGACAGCGUAUGGGAACGGGGCCAGGUCUUCCCUGGAAAAACCCCGCAAAGAGGUCCAGGCUGUGGAGACCAAACACUGGACCCUUUUCCCACCGCAAAAGAACUCCGACCUCAUGACUCCAGACUUCCGCGAUGCCUCUCUCUCUAAAGGCGGGAAGAGACACGGAAUGGAGAAGGGAGAGGCCCCGGGCCUAGAACGGCAUUCCUUUCCGAAAGACGAAGAAAAAAAAAAACCCCUCAAAGAAAUAAGAAACGCACACAAACCAUGUGACCACUCUUAAAUAUACCAUUACUCCCCCUUAAGAAAACACCUCACUUCUCAGAAUGCCAUUCUCAUCUGGUUAUAUUGUGUAAUAUA
Molecule: messenger RNA, 2002 nt
Organism: Chanos chanos (milkfish)
Lineage: Eukaryota; Metazoa; Chordata; Actinopteri; Gonorynchiformes; Chanidae
Gene: fkbp5
Product: FKBP prolyl isomerase 5
Exons: 11
Coding region: 143-1561 (472 amino acids)
Molecular function (GO): peptidyl-prolyl cis-trans isomerase activity; protein binding
Source: RefSeq, a predicted model, not a curated record